AAAAAUGAGACUUUAUGGACUUCUCACGACAAUUCCACUGAUCAAUGGUUGUUACUUGUAAGAGAAACUUUAUGGGUUUAUAUAUUACCCUGCACCCAGAUCGAAACCCAUCUGAUUAUUUCCGCAAACCCAUAAUCAGACACUCGCGUGAGAAGAAUCAAAGACAAAGGAAUGUUGCGAAAAUACUUUCUGGGUACUCAUCUUUAGGGUUUUCCGGGUUAGAUCAGGUACCGUUCCCACCACUUGGAGAUGGAAGAUAAAGACUGAAACUUUAGAGACGGAGAGGACUCUCUCAGUUCAAUUGGAUCAGUGGUGGGCACUGAAGCAUAUGGAGCUGAAGAAAGAGAAGCAAGUGAGGUUUCAUUCUGAUGGAAAAGAACAAAAGAACUUUCUUUGGGGAAGAAUUAACCCCUCAAACCUGGACAUCUCAUCCUCUGGAUACAAGGUUUCAUCCUCAACAUUGAAAACUGAAGAUGGGUUUUUGGGUAGAAAUAAAUUCAGUGAAACGUUUAGAUUUGGAAAGUCUAAGGUGUUUCCGGAGGAGUCUCAGCCGUGGCGCAAGCGAAUUCUUGAUCCGGGUAGUGAGAUAGUGCUUCAAUGGAACCGGAUUUUCAUAUUCUCCUGUUUGGUUGCACUUUUUGUCGAUCCACUUUAUUUUUACCUGCCUAGUAUAACAGGGAAAGGGAUUUCCAAGUGUGUGAAGAGUGAUUUGAAUCUGAGAAUUGUUGUGACCUGUUUCCGUACUGUAGCAGAUUUCUUCUAUCUGUUGCAUGUGGUUAUUAAGUUUAGGACAGCGUUUGUUGCACCAAGCUCCCGGGUGUUUGGUAGGGGUGAACUUGUCAUGGAUCCCAAGAAGAUUGCCCAGAGAUACAUAAGAUCUGACUUUUUCAUUGAUCUGAUCGCGACUCUUCCUCUUCCUCAGAUUGUCAUCUGGUUCAUCAUACCGGCUACAAGACGUCCACAAGCUGAUCAUAAUAACAACGCCUUGGCACUGAUUGUUUUGAUCCAAUAUGUUCCCAGGCUAUAUCUGAUUUUCCCAUUAAGUUCUCAAAUAAUUAAAGCAACUGGAUUGGUCACCAAAACUGCCUGGGCAGGCGCUGCAUAUAAUCUGCUAUUGUAUAUGCUGGCUAGCCAUGUUUUGGGGGCAGCGUGGUACUUGUUAUCACUUGACCGGUAUACAUCGUGCUGGAAAUCUAUUUGCAGAAAUGAAACUGGAUCAUGCGUACUUAACUUUUUGGAUUGUGAUACUGAUGAUGAUCAUCGCGGAACGUGGCCAAUUACUACUGCAGUGUUUAAUAGUUGUGACCCUGCAAAUAAUAUCACAUUCAAUUAUGGUAUAUUUGAAAAUGCAGUGACAAAAAAUGUUGUCUCCUCGAGUUUUCUUGAGAAAUACUUUUACUGUCUAUGGUGGGGCCUACAGAACUUAAGUUCAUACGGACAGAAUUUGUCAACAAGCACAUUCAUCGGGGAGACAAUGUUUGCCAUCUUGAUUGCCAUCUUGGGUCUUGUUUUAUUUGCGCACCUUAUUGGGAACAUGCAGACAUAUCUGCAAUCUAUAACUAUGAGGCUUGAGGAAUGGAGACUUAAGCGAAGAGACACUGAGGAGUGGAUGAGGCAUCGCCAACUCCCUGAAGAUUUGAGGCAACGUGUUCGGCGCUUUGUUCAGUAUAAGUGGCUUGCAACUCGAGGAGUAGACGAAGAAACUAUUCUACGCGGCUUACCUGCUGAUCUUCGUCGUGAUAUCCAAUGCCACCUCUGCUUGGACCUUGUUCGACGUGUCCCAUUCUUCUCACAAAUGGAUGAUCAACUACUCGACGCAAUAUGUGAGCGUCUAGUCUCCUCCUUAAGCACCGAAGGCACCUACAUCGUACGAGAGGGCGACCCCGUGACCGAAAUGCUAUUCAUUAUCAGGGGAAAACUUGAGAGUUCUACAACAAACGGAGGCAGAACUGGAUUCUUCAAUUCUAUCGUGCUAAGACCGGGAGAUUUUUGUGGGGAGGAACUACUCGCUUGGGCUUUGCUUCCUAAAUCCACCACAAACUUACCUUCUUCAACUAGGACUGUUCGCGCGCUUGUUGAAGUGGAAGCAUUUGCUUUGAGAGCUGAGGAUUUGAAAUUCGUAGCGAAUCAAUUUAGACGCCUCCAUAGUAAAAAGCUGCAACAUACUUUCCGAUUCUAUUCCCACCACUGGAGGACGUGGGCUGCCUGCUUUAUACAGGCGGCUUGGCGGCGGUACAAGAGGAGGAGGUUGACUAAAAGUCUGACAGCUGUCGAGUCAUUCGCAGAAAGUGAAACCAGACAAGAAGAGGAACAGGAUGGUAGCCCGGUAAGUUCUAGCCCUUCUCAGGCAAAAAUGAACCUGGGGGUAACUAUAUUGGCUUCAAGAUUCGCUGCAAACACUAGGAGAGGUGCUCAGAAGACUAAAGAUCUGGGCAUGCCCACAUUGCGGAAACCAGAAGAGCCCGACUUCUCUGCUGAGGCAGAUGAUUAGUUGCCUGUAUCUAUUUGAAUACGCUAAGAGGUUCCAAACAGGGCCUUAAAUGCUCGUCUUAACAGCAAGAAUAUUCAUCUUCGUCCGUUGUACCGUCCUGUAGUAUAUUAGAUACUGUCAAUGGGAGAAAGCUUAUAUUAAGAGAAGGGUGAGGGGGAAAACUAAGUGAUGGAGAUUGUGGAAGAGGAAACAACCGAGAUGGAUGGUUCAUUUCGGAGUGUAAUCGCAACUAGGGUUUGUGUAUUGAGUUUAUUUUACUAUCCCAGUUCAUCAACUUCCUCACUUACUGUAGUUGAGGUCUUCUCCAUGGUGUAUUACUCUGUAUUUCCUAUUGAAUGGUGGUGUUGUACUCUCUUCUUUUGUUGGGAUAAUUCCUAGUUUGGUUAUACUUCGUAUAUUUGAGAAUAUAUGUAUAAGCUUAAAUCA
This is a messenger RNA of Rhododendron vialii, 2917 nucleotides long. Its product is annotated as cyclic nucleotide-gated ion channel 17-like. Gene Ontology annotation, cellular component: membrane. NCBI's taxonomy places the organism in Eukaryota, Viridiplantae, Streptophyta, Magnoliopsida, Ericales, Ericaceae. The transcript has 7 exons. Gene Ontology annotation, molecular function: voltage-gated potassium channel activity. The coding region runs from base 329 to 2491 and encodes 720 amino acids. Gene Ontology annotation, biological process: transmembrane transport; potassium ion transport. The record is from RefSeq and is a predicted model, not a curated record.